CACUUGCUGCCUUCCCAUUAAAGUCUCCCUCUUCCUCUCUUCACUUCUCUCUAUGUACAGUACACCCACCAAGCUAUAUAUAAAUCCAAUCCUUGCUAAUCUCUCUCUCUCUCUCUUGUAUAUAUAUAUAUAUAGUUCUAGAUCUUUGAAGCCCUCAUCAGAGAUCUUGGUUUCAGAAAUGGCUCCACUCAUGUACUUGAGUUUCAGAAAGGUACUUUUGCUUUCUCUUGUUAUUGUGUUCCUCUUUUCUACUCUUCUCCUUUCUGCCUACUCAGAGCCUCAAUUUGAGAGCUCAUCAGAUUCUCUUGGUGCAAGGAAAAUGUUUGAGCUAGAAAAAGUUCAAAACCAGCCUAGGAAAAUCAAGCCUACCAAUUCCCUUUCCUCCAAAAACCAAACCAAGCUAAUCAAGCCCACCUUGUCUUCCUCCAAGAACCAGACCAAGCUGAUCAAAUCUAGCCUAUCCUCCAAAAACCAAACCAAGCUCCUCAAACCCAACCUCUCCUCCAAGAACCAAACCAAGCUUAUCAAAUCCAGUUCCAAUUCCACCAAGACAUCCUCAUCCCUCACCAAGAAUAUUGAGCUCAAAAAGCUCAAUUCCACAUCAAAAUCCUCCAACUCUGUCAAACCCAAUUCAAUUUCUAGUAAGAAAAUCUCAGAUCUAACCAAACCAAGCACUCCCAAGAACAAAACAACCAAACCCACCACCACCACAAAACAAUCCCAAAACCCACCAAAAACAGAGAAGAAACCCACCCAACAAAAACCCAAAAAGCCAAUUGAGCCCAGCUGGAUUGAUCAAGAAGAUGACACUGAUUUUGUCUCAGAUUUCACUGAUUUGCCUGGAAAAUUCCAGAAAACCUUGAUUCCAGAUUUAGAGAGAAUCUCAACCACUUCAAAGAUUUAUCUCAACAAAGCCAACAAGCAAAUGACAAACCAGUUCAAGCCCAUUGUUGGCAACAAAUAUGCUGCCACAAUUGCCUCCAUAGUCUCCUGUGCCUUCCUCUUGAUCCCUCUGCUCUUAGUCUCUCUCCUCUUCAACCGCAUCAAAGCCUAUUUCUCUCUCCAGAAGCUCUUGAUCUUCAUUCAAGUCUACCUCUCCAUCUACUUCUCCAUCCUCUGCCUCUCCUCCCUCGUCACUGGGCUCGAGCCCCUCAAGUUUUUCUACGCCACUUCGCAGUCCACCUACGUUUGCCUACAGGUGCUGCAGACGCUCGGCUACGUGCUGUAUCUGUUGCUACUUUUGAUGUAUUUGAUCCUGGUUUUCUCGACGGAUUCUGGGCUGGGCUCGAAAAUGUUGGGCCUGGGCCAGACCUUCGUGGGCUUUUCUGUUGGGCUUCAUUACUAUAUGUCGGUGUUUCACAGAGCCGUGCUGAGGCAGCCUCCCAAGACCAACUGGAAGGUGCAUGGGAUUUACGCCACGUGUUAUCUUGUAAUUUGCCUGUUUGCUACAGCUGAGAGGAGGAAGAAGGCUUACUUGGAAGAGGGGGGUGAAGAGGGCAAGAAGAGCUAAUUUUGUUGAAUAAAAAUUAGUGGGUUAAAAACCAGUCAAAUUCUUGGUAUACAAAGUGAAAAAUCACCUCCUAUUUUCACCUCUCUUUUAUUAUAGUAGUUUUUUGUUUUUAUUUUUUUAGAUUUAGGAAGAAUUUAUUAUUUAUCCUGCCAUAAGCUCUGGUGGCAUGUAAUACCAUUGGCCAAGAACCCUGGUGUUAUGAAAUAAAUUAUGCAAUUGGGACAAACUUGUCA
Prunus dulcis (almond) is the source of this 1743-nucleotide messenger RNA. RefSeq lists its product as uncharacterized. Bases 53 to 1510 code for a protein of 485 amino acids. The transcript has a single exon. NCBI's taxonomy places the organism in Eukaryota, Viridiplantae, Streptophyta, Magnoliopsida, Rosales, Rosaceae. The record is from RefSeq and is a predicted model, not a curated record.